UUCCUACGAUUAUAUGGUUUAAGCCGUACACGUACGGAGCAUUUCACGAGCCAUUGAUGCCCAUGGCUGCUUCUUGCCUAGCUACGUUCUUUCUAGUUCUUGCAGGUCUGGUGGGUUGGCGAUCGAGACUGGUGCUGGGUCAGGUUCCACUCGGAUCAAGGUUGUUGGCUGAAGAGAACCAGGCAUGGGUUUCCGACAAUGGAACCUUUGCUUUUGGGUUUACUUCAAUGGAUUCGCCGGAUGAAAUGCAACUAGCGAUUUGGUACGCUGCACUUCCCGGUGAUCGUAUUAUAGCUUGGUCUGCUAACAGGUCAUUUGACUCAGUCAACGAUUUCCUCUCUCCUCUCGAUUUCCUAUCUCUGUAGAAAUUCCCCCGUCGGAAGAGGCGCCGUCCUAGCCCUCGACACCACCGGAAAUCUUGUACUCACCGACCGCCAGUCCCUCGUAUGGACGUCAAACACCUCCGGCAUAGGCGUAAAGUCCGCCGUGAUGUCAGAUUCCGGCAACCUUGUCCUCCGCAACAGCUCCCUCCACGUGCUCUGGCAGAGCUUCUCCCACCCGUCUGACACACUCCUCCCCGGCCAACCGCUAACAGUUUCCUUGGAACUCACCACUGCCACGUCACCCUCCCGCGGUGGCUACUACUCUUUAAAGAUGCUUCAGGAACCUACGUCCCUUAGCCUAGCCCUCACUUACAACUUGCCGGAAUCCAACACCUCAUCGCCGGAAUCCUUAUCCAAUUAUUCAUAUUGGUCGAGCCCGGAGAUUUCCAACGCAACGGGCGAUGUCGUUGCUCUCCUUGAUGAAGGUGGCAACUUCGGCAUCAUGUACGGUGCGUCGCCUGCCGGAACUGUGUAUGUCUACAAGAACGACGGCGGCGACGGUGUGGGAUCCAGCAGCGGAGACCGACUGGUCCUCCGCCGUGUCACGAUCGAGGCAAACGGGAAUUUGCGUCUCUACCGAUGGGAUGGCAGCGUCAAUGGGUCCCGCCAGUGGAUUGCAGACUGGGCAGCAUUGUCAAGCCCGUGUACGAUCGCCGGGAUAUGCGGCAAUGGGAUCUGCAAUUUGGAUGGGAGCAAGAACAAUACCAGCUGUACUUGCCCGCUGGGGAAUUCUACGAAGGGCCCCACCGGCGGCGGAUGUUUGUCGAACUCAAUACCUCCAGUGCCUGGGGACUGCAGCGCUCCGAUAUCUAGAUUCAAGAUCGUGACAUUUCUGCAGACGAAAUACUACUUUUCAGAAUCUUCAGUCAUCGCGAAUUACAGCAGUGGCGUCUUGACGAGCUCUAAAUGUGGGGAAUCUUGCCUCUUUGACUGCGAAUGUGUGGGGUCCAUUUACGGGCUGUUGGAGGAGAAGACGUACUGUUGGACUCUGAGGAGUAUGGUGUUUGGAGGAUUGCAGGAUCCAAGCUCGACCCUCUUCGUGAAGGUCAGAAUCAAUGGCUCGGUGACUACGGUGAUACCAAGAGGAAGGUCCGGCGAUCCCCACUCUAGAGAGUCCGACGGCCAUCGUGAACGGGUUCUAGUAAUUCCCAUCGUUGUCUGCAUUUCUGUUAUCAUUGCUUUUCUCUGCUUCUUAUUGUAUCAGAGUGUAAGCAAAAGGACAGCACAGUGGAAUGCGACCGAUAGCUGUCUUGCAGUACCAGGGGCGCCUCGGAAUUUUGGUUACCGAGAUCUGCAGAUCGCAACCAAUAAUUUCUCUGAAUUACUUGGCACCGGUGGCUUUGGAAGUGUUUAUAAGGGAAGCCUUGGGGAUGGUACACUGGUUGCAGUGAAGAAACUGGAGAGAGUCUUACCCCAUGGGGAGAAGGAAUUCAUUACAGAAGUAAACACCAUUGGCUCCAUGCAUCACAUGAACUUGGUUCACCUCUGCGGGUUCUGCUCUGCGGGGCCACAUAGGCUUUUGGUGUAUGAGUUUACAAGUAAUGGGUCAUUGGAUAAAUGGAUAUUCCCUUCAUAUAUUAACCGUGGCCGGCUACUGGACUGGAAAACUCGCUUUGGAAUUGCUGUUGGCACUGCCCAAGGGAUCGCAUACUUUCAUGAGCAAUGCCGGGAUCGUAUUAUACACUGCGACAUUAAGCCUGAGAAUAUACUCCUGGAUGAGAAUUUCUGUCCAAAGGUUUCAGAUUUUGGACUUGCCAAAUUGAUGGGCAGAGAGCACUCUCAUGUUGUCACCAUGGUUAGAGGCACUAGAGGCUACUUGGCUCCUGAGUGGGUCAGCAAUCGACCUAUCACUGUUAAAGCCGACGUGUACAGCUACGGAAUGCUGCUUCUUGAGAUUAUUGGAGGCCGUAGGAACAUCGACAUGUCUUUGCAGGCAGAAGAUUUCUUCUACCCUGGUUGGGCAUACAAGGAAAUGACUAAUGCAACGCCGAUGAAGGCCGCUGAUAGAAGGCUAAAAGGCGAGGUGGAAGAAGAGGAGCUAGUGAGGGCUAUGAGUGUAGCCUUCUGGUGUAUACAAGAUGAGGUAUGGAUGAGGCCAUCAAUGGGAGAAGUGGUGAAGAUGUUGGAAGGGUCAGCUGAGAUCAAGGCGCCUCCUAUGCCAAAUGCAGUUUUGGAGUUGGUUGAGGAAGGUCUAGACCAUGUGUACAAGACCAUGAAGAGGGAGUUCACCCACAACAGCUCCUCCACGUCCAAUAGCCAUCUUGUUGGAGGGUUGCAUCAUGUCCCCAAGGCCAUGAAGAGGCAGGCCACUCACCAGAGCUCCUUCACAAUCAAUAGCCAUCCAUCAUCACAGGCUACCUGCAGUUACUCAACCAUGUCACCCAGAUAACAAUGGUGGGCUACACUAGGACCUGCAUCGCACAUAUGACUAGAACGAGCAGCGAAACUGACUUUUGGGCUCCGAGCUAUUUGUGGAUGAAUGGAUGGGACUGUCAACUGUAAACUACACAUUCUAAAGGGGAUACGAUCAAAGCAUUGAAUGAAAUUAAAGUAUAUGGACAUUCAUUUUUCAUCAUUUUA
Molecule: messenger RNA, 2963 nt
Organism: Magnolia sinica
Lineage: Eukaryota; Viridiplantae; Streptophyta; Magnoliopsida; Magnoliales; Magnoliaceae
Product: G-type lectin S-receptor-like serine/threonine-protein kinase At5g24080
Exons: 5
Coding region: 490-2772 (760 amino acids)
Biological process (GO): recognition of pollen; protein phosphorylation
Molecular function (GO): ATP binding; protein serine/threonine kinase activity
Source: RefSeq, a predicted model, not a curated record